Hippopotamus amphibius kiboko is the source of this 1154-nucleotide messenger RNA. RefSeq names its product transmembrane protein 11 (gene TMEM11). Gene Ontology annotation, cellular component: mitochondrial inner membrane. Gene Ontology annotation, biological process: inner mitochondrial membrane organization. The coding region runs from base 236 to 811 and encodes 191 amino acids. Lineage: Eukaryota; Metazoa; Chordata; Mammalia; Artiodactyla; Hippopotamidae. The transcript has 2 exons. The record is from RefSeq and is a predicted model, not a curated record.
ACGCUGUCUGCUCCGGAAGUGGGCCCUUAGAGCCUCCUGUCUGGGCCCGCGUUUCCCAGGCGGCCUCGGGACGGACUUCCGGCGCGCGGUGCAUUAUGGACCUUGUAGUCCUGCUAGGACCCGGCCCUCGCCUGCCACGCCGUCCGGGGCGCCGGCCGGACUACAUCCCCCUCUCGCCCGCGCGGUGUCGCGAGGCCGCACGGCGCGAAGCGUUCGCGAGCGGAGAGUCUCCAAGAUGGCCGCGUGGGGAAGGAGGCGUCUCGGUCCGGGCGGCGGCGGCGGCGCCCGAGAGAGGGUGAGCUUGUCGGCCACAGACUGUUACAUCGUGCACGAGAUCUACAACGGGGAGAACGCCCAGGACCAGUUUGAGUACGAGCUGGAGCAGGCCCUGGAAGCCCAGUACAAGUACAUCGUGAUCGAGCCCACGCGCAUUGGCGACGAGACGGCCCGCUGGAUCACCGUGGGCAACUGCCUGCACAAGACCACCGUGCUGGCGGGCACCGCCUGCCUCUUCACCCCGCUGGCGCUGCCCCUGGAUUACUCCCACUACGUCUCCCUGCCCGCGGGCGUGCUGAGCCUGGCCUGCUGCACCCUCUACGGCAUCUCCUGGCAGUUCGACCCGUGCUGCAAGUACCAGGUGGAGUACGACGCCUACAGACUGUCCCGCCUGCCCCUGCACACACUCACCUCCUCCACCCCAGUGGUGCUGGUCCGGAAGGACGAUUUGCACAGAAAGAGACUGCACAACACGAUAGCGCUGGCGGCCCUGGUGUACUGUGUAAAGAAGAUUUACGAGCUCUGUGCUGUAUGAUCGCGGCCGCGCGGGGGGAGCAGGCAGCCCGGCUGAGCGGCGGCAGAGCACCUGCGCUGCUCUGGGCGGCGGAGGCGCCCGGGAAGGCGUCUGGUGUCACGUUUGUUAUUUUAAAGAAAUAACAGAUCACAAGUGUACCAGGGGUUUUUUCAGCUCAUCACACUAAGACGUGGAUUUUUGUAACCCACCGGGGCCUGAGGCUGUGGGAGUCCGACUGGGCAGCAGGAUGUGAUGGAAGCAGCACUGCUGAGGGGGUGUGGACGCGCUUGGGGGCCGUUGAGUAUGUUGUUUAACUAUACCAUCCAGAGCCAACCAGAAGCUAUUGACCAUUAAAAUUACGAGA